Musca domestica (house fly) is the source of this 1267-nucleotide messenger RNA. RefSeq names its product nucleoporin Nup35. Gene Ontology annotation, biological process: nuclear pore organization; regulation of DNA-templated transcription; NLS-bearing protein import into nucleus. The transcript has 2 exons. Gene Ontology annotation, cellular component: nuclear pore central transport channel; nuclear pore nuclear basket; nuclear membrane. The coding region runs from base 110 to 1138 and encodes 342 amino acids. Gene Ontology annotation, molecular function: single-stranded DNA binding; structural constituent of nuclear pore; phospholipid binding. The record is from RefSeq and is a predicted model, not a curated record. Lineage: Eukaryota; Metazoa; Arthropoda; Insecta; Diptera; Muscidae.
CAGCGUGUCAUUCAUUCCUGAAUCUUUCCUUCAAGAGAAGAAGAGGAAGAAUUAUACAUAUCCCGCAUUUUGUUGAUUACCUUCACUUCUUGUUAAAUUAUUGUUUAAAAUGGAACCGAUGGCACUAGGUAGUCCAAGCGGUAGCCCUGCAACCAAUCCAUACUUACCAUCAUUUCUAUUGGGCGAGCAACAGACUCCAACAACUCCAAGAAACAACACUCUUUCUCCAAACAAAGCCGGCUCAAGGAAUCUUUCGUUUGGUUUCGCUACCUCGCCCGGUGCAGCUUCACCACAGCAAGAUUAUAACAGAUCAGCUUUGGGACAAAAGACAUUAUUUGGUGGCUAUCAAACGCCCUCGGUUGGUCAAAACACGAAUUUUCCGGGCACCCCAAUUCAAAAUCACAAUUCAAGCAUAUCCGGACCACCAACCCAAGGUCUUUUCGAUUCCCUGCGAAGCGAGCGCAACCAAAUACAAACACCAACGAGAACUUUGCAGACUCAAUCACAGCUUGGGACUCCAAUCAUGGGACAUCCAAAUAAUAGUUUAGCAGCUACUUAUGGUUUGAAUCAAAGCAUCCAGUCACAAUACAAUGAAUCCUACAACAACAACUCCUUUAAUAUGUCAAGAGCCGGUGUAAUGUCGCCGUUACUUCCAGGAACGCCAGGCAACGUUACAACUGGUAUUAAUGCAGCACAACUGCAGUGUCCACAACCUCCACGCUACACUGAAUUUUGGAUAACAGUCUUUGGCUUUCCUUCUAGUGCGACUCCAGUUAUUUUGCAACACUUCGCUCAAUGUGGAACUAUUGUGGAUAAAGUUUUUCCCUCCCAAAAUGGAAAUUGGGUACAUCUAAAAUAUUCGUCCAGACUUGAAUGUGACAAAGCCUUAAAUUACAAUGAAAAAAUCUUAGCCAAUAAUAUAAUGAUAGGUGUUACCCAGUGCAAAGAUAAAGCAAUUAUCGAUAAAGAGAAUAUUUGUGAAACAAACACUCAACCCACUGUACAAAAAGUUCGUCCAUUGGCCCAAACAGCAUACAAAAGUGCUCAAAACGAUACAUCUGUUGUGGCAAAUGCUAAUGCACCGCAAAAAAGCUCUGGCAUAAUGAACAAAGCUAUGGAUCUAUUUUUUGGCUGGUAGUUGAAUUUAUAUAACAGUCUUAGCAUUUAUUCAAAAUUCAUACUAAAUAGUUUGUCAAAAAAUUGUGUAUCUCUUUUAAAUUGUUUCGAAAAAUAUAUAUUGUUUAUAACGACACCAAUACCAUCCUGA